This is a messenger RNA of Phlebotomus argentipes, 1644 nucleotides long. RefSeq names its product mitochondrial import inner membrane translocase subunit TIM44. Lineage: Eukaryota; Metazoa; Arthropoda; Insecta; Diptera; Psychodidae. Gene Ontology annotation, cellular component: mitochondrial inner membrane. The transcript has 4 exons. Bases 99 to 1400 code for a protein of 433 amino acids. The record is from RefSeq and is a predicted model, not a curated record. Gene Ontology annotation, molecular function: protein-folding chaperone binding. Gene Ontology annotation, biological process: protein import into mitochondrial matrix.
AGUGUCACGGCGAGUGUGAGAAAAACACACCGAAAAUAUACCAAUUUACCCUAUUUAUAGUGAAAAUUCCAUGAAUUUAUCCGGAUUAGCGUAAUAGGAUGCAGACCAUUGCGAGAAUGUCGACGAUACGCUCUACACUCCGACUGCAAAAACAUUUGCUGAGUAAAUUGCCCACCAAUGCCGCGGUGUCUUCAGAAAGAUACUACUCUCAGCAGCGACCCGGAUUCUUCUCCCAGUUCAUUGAGAACAUCAAGCAGGAGAUGGAGAAGAAUAAGGAGAUGAAGGAGAGCUUGAAGAAAUUCCGACAGGAGGCUGAGAAACUGGAACAGUCGGAUGCUCUCAAGUCUGCGCGGCAGAAGUUCAAUGCCGUGGAAUCGGAGGCCUCCAAGGGAUCGGAGGUGCUGAAGGAGAGACUGGAGGGGUUCAAGGAUAGAAUGCAAGACGUCCUGGAUGAGGCCUCCAAGUCGGACAUUGGGAAGAAAGCCAGUCAGUUUGGCGAGGAGCUGUCGAAGUCAGCGAGAGGAGUUUCCGAUUCCAUAGCGGAGAAGAGUCAGCAAAUUGGCAAGAGCGGUGCCUUCCAGAGCAUCUCCCAUGCCACGGAGGCGGUGAAGAAGGAGAUAGGAUCACAGACAAUGGCGGGACGGGUUUACCGAAGCCCGGCGAAGCUGCGGAAACGCGUGGAAGUGGCAGCUGCCAGCACAGAGAGAGUGUUCGAGGCGAAUGACGAUGCGCGAGGGAUUGAAUUGCACAAGGACAGCAAAUUCUACCAAUCGUGGGAGGAUUUCAAGAAUAACAAUGCAUAUGUGAACAAAGUCCUCGAUUGGAAGAUGAAAUACGAGGAGUCGGAGAAUCCAGUGAUUCGAGCAUCACGCCUGCUGACCGACAAAGUGUCGGACGUGAUGGGGAAUCUCUUCUCGAAGACAGAACUGUCGGAGACGCUGACGGAGAUCUGCAAGAUUGACCCCAAUUUUGAGCAGAAGCAAUUCCUGCGCGACUGCGAGACGGACAUCAUCCCCAACAUUCUGGAGGCGAUGGUGCGCGGCAACCUGGACAUCCUCAAGGAUUGGUGCUUCGAGAGCACGUUCAAUGUGAUAGCGACGCCGAUUAGUCAGGCCCAGAAGGCGGGCUACUAUCUGGACUCGAAGAUCCUGGACAUCGAGAACAUCGAUCUGGCGAUGGGGAAGGUGAUGGAACAGGGCCCGGUGCUCAUCAUUACGUUCCAGUCGCAGCAGAUCAUGUGCGUGAGAGAUUCCAAAGGCAGCGCGGUGGAGGGUGAUCCCGAGAAGGUGAUGAGGGUGAACUACGUGUGGGUGCUGUGUCGAGAUCCCAGCGAAUUGAAUCCCAAGUCGGCGUGGCGGCUCAUGGAUCUCUCGGCCAACAGCACAGAGCAGUUCGUCUGAGAGCCAUCGACUCCGCGUCAGCCAGAGGAAUACCGUGGCGGUCACAAGACGUGCAACUGUCCAGCAAAGUGUUCUUCAAAUGUGUUGCAUCUUUUGUCACCGCCACUGUAUGUUAGAAUAGUGAAAAAAAAUCUGCCACACACUUUGAGAGAAUGAGAGAUUUGUUGGACUUUUGUUAGGGAGAUUGUAUAAAUUGUCACUGUUAUUGUAUGAUGAUGGAAGGGCAAAAAAUCCAACUGAUCAA